AAUAUUCUAUAUAUGAAUAGAAUAAUAUUCUUAUACACAAAUUAUGCAAGUAAUAAUUUGUUGUUCCAACUUUCCAAUAAUAUAUCCAGCCAAAAAAAUAAAAUAAAAUCAAACUAUACUUUUUUAUGUAAUAUUUUUUUAUUUCAUUAGCAUUAUCCAUUCUAGAAACGAUGUCUAAACGCACUUACUUGGAUGAAAAAAAAAGAAGAAGUAAAUUUUGUAAUCCCACUCGACAUUAUACCAGCAUAUCCUUAUUUACCUAAAUGCUCUCUCUCUCUCUCUCUCUCUCUGUUGUUUUUGUGAAUUUCAAGAAUAAUCUCUAGCAUCUCUCCCAUCAACUUUCUUACAAAAACACAUAUAUAACAUGUAAAGCAACAAAAGUACAUAGUUGCUUGCCCUACUCUAAGAUGAAAUCAUGAUCAGAAAGAAAAACCAUAGUAACCGCGCAUGUCCCUGUAUAAUCAGAGUAAGAAUUUUCGUUGGACACCUUUGUAGUCAUUCAGAUCUAUUGCUCUCAAUCACAUUGAAUGGCAAAUGAGAGAGAGAGAGAGAGAGAAGGGGACCGCAACGCAAACAAAAAGUGUUGAACUUUACACAUGAAUAACGGAAAAUAGACAAUCCAACAAAGGGGUCUCUUUCCAGUUCUGAGGGAAGAAAAUGAGAGAGAGAGAGAGAGAGAGAGAGAGAGAGAGAGAGAGAGAGAGAGAUGAGAUGAUAUCAAAGAUCUUCAUUUCAUUUCAUUCUCAUCCUAAUCAGGAAGGGCCCCAUCAGAAAUCCCUUUGAUUAGAAAGGCAGCCAAUCACACUUGAAAAGUUAGGAUGAACUCUCCAAGCCCAGCCAAUGAAACAACAGAUAAGCCUCCUUAGUGGGGUCCCAAAACUAAACCCCCCUUAUUUAUGCCAUCCGAAGGCUCCCAAAAGGCAAAAGUGCCCCAACAAAAGCCCUACUACUGCAUAUUACUGCCCUUGCUCUGUAAAAGUGCACACAGUGGGCCUCGCCCCAACCCACAAUAAUUCCACCAGUCCCUAAAUAAAUUGAAAACUAGAUAUUUUCCCUAAACCCAUUUUCCACUGUUCCUUGCCAAUCCUAAAUUUUGUCAAUGGCUUCCACUAAAAAACUGGCCAACGCCGUAGGCGGCAAAACGGCCCGAGCCUGCGACAGCUGCUUACGGCGGCGAGCGAGGUUGUACUGCACCGCCGACGACGCUUUCUUGUGCCAAGCUUGCGACGCUUCGGUCCACUCGGCCAACUCCUUGGCUAGUAGACACGAAAGGGUUCGCCUCAAAACUUCAUCUUUCAAAUCCUCCGAGGAGCCCUCUAAUAAUUUGAAAAAUUUUGCUCCGUCAUGGCACCAAGGUUUCACCAGAAAGGCUCGGACGCCGCGACACGGAAAGCAGCCGUCGAGUAGACAAUUAAAAUCCGAAGAACCGAUACGAAAUUCACACGUUCUUGUUCCGGAGUUGGCAAGCGGAGAGACUUCGAACGAAGAAAACGAGGAACAGCUUCUUUAUAGGGUUCCGACAUUCGAUCCGUUUGUUGCAAGUGAUUCAAAAGAUAAGUCGCCAGCCGAGAUUGGUGGAAGUAGUCUACAUGGGUUCCUUCCUUCCGAAAUGGAGCUGGCAGAGUUCGCAGCGAAUGUGGAGAGCUUGCUGGGGAAGGGUCUCGACGAAGAGUCCUUCAAUAUGGAAGCACUGGGGCUGUUGGAUUGCAAAGAGAAGGGUCCGGUGGAGGCCUCUUUAGACGGUGGAAGAGUCAAGGUUGAAGAUGAGGAAGACAUGAUCAAUUCUGCCAUGGACGAUAUUCAUGUUGAUGGAGAUAUAGACAUGUCAAGAGAGACAUUUGAGUUCAAUUUUGAUUACGGGUCUCCAGCGGCGUGGGAGGAGGAAGAGAACAGGGUUAUUGGAUGUGAGGGAGCAAUUACGGAGGAGAGCGAAGAGAACAAAGCCGACGAAGGGAGGAAGACGAGGAGGGAGAUACUGCUGCGACUUGACUAUCAAGCUAUCAUUACGGCGUGGGACAACCAGAGGUCUCCGUGGACUACCGGCGACCGACCGGAACUCACUCCUAGUGAUUGUUGGCCCGAGUAUAUGGGUGGGUGUAGAACUGUGCAUAAUUACCAGAAUGGAGAAAUGGGAACAGUGAUAGGAGGAGGGGGACCAAGUGGGAUGGGGGAUGGAGGAAGAGAAGCGAGAGUGUCGAGGUACAGAGAGAAGCGGAGGACGAGGCUGUUUUCGAAGAAAAUAAGGUAUGAAGUUCGGAAAUUGAAUGCAGAGAAGAGGCCCAGAAUGAAGGGGAGGUUCGUUAAGAGAGCAAAUUUUGCAGCUUCGCCUGUUUUUCCAUUGCUCAACAAUAAAUGAUAAUAUUAAUGCUUAGGUUUUGUAUUGCUGAAGAUGCUUUACUAGGCCCCUUCAUAUGAUCAUAUAUAUAUACAUAUAAAUGUAUAUGAUGACAUGGGUCUGUCGUCUGUGCAUAUCGAAGUAAAUAAAAUCGAUCUAAGCCGGAAAAGUCACUUGAUACCA
Diospyros lotus (date-plum) is the source of this 2518-nucleotide messenger RNA. RefSeq names its product zinc finger protein CONSTANS-LIKE 16-like. The transcript is spliced from 2 exons. Gene Ontology annotation, cellular component: nucleus. Gene Ontology annotation, molecular function: zinc ion binding; protein binding. Lineage: Eukaryota; Viridiplantae; Streptophyta; Magnoliopsida; Ericales; Ebenaceae. Gene Ontology annotation, biological process: regulation of DNA-templated transcription. The coding region runs from base 1100 to 2356 and encodes 418 amino acids. The record is from RefSeq and is a predicted model, not a curated record.